AUGGUUAAAAAUACUACUUGUGAUAGAUGUGGUCUAAAUCUUUCCACUUAUCAGAAAUAUCAACAACAUUUAAAUCGAAAAAAUCCUUGCCGACCUAAGAAUCUUCCUCAAACUCCAGCCAAUCAAAAUCCUACUGAAAGUCAGAUUCUGAUACAAAACCAAGUCCCAGUAGAAAACCCAACUCCAGCCCCCGAAGGCGAUCUCAUAUCAUUUGACGAAAACCCACCGACGCACCAGCCAGCCCAGCCGAGAGAAGAAAAUGCGCCGGCAGUCGACCUUUUAACUGAUUUAACGAUAGAUGAAUUAAUAAAACGAUUAUCAAAACCGGAAAAAGAUAGCGAACCAAAUGAUUCAGAAUAUGAUACCGCUGAAGAAGAACCAGAUAUUCAUUUCGAAAAAAUCAAAGACCCAUAUAUUAAUAGAAAGUCAGAAGCCGGAACAUUAAAUGAAGGCGAGGUAUGUGAUUAUUAUGCAUUUGUUCCAAGAGAAUAUCACGCUGAAAGUGAGCCUUUAGCCUUCUUUGAAUCAGUCGAAGAAAAAAUCGCAGAUGUUUACAAAAGAGAAUUAUCAUUAAAGGGAGGAUUAAAGCAUGAAACUAUAGAAAUUAUUAGAGAAGAUCGAAUUAACGCAACUAUAGAGAAAGGAUAUAACGAAGUUAUAGAUCAGAUCGAAGAUGAAGCAUUACAAGAAUCAGGAUGGAGAUUUGUUCGAGCAGAAGAAGUAUUUCUUGAAAUAAGCGCAUUCAGACCAUUACGAGGUAGUAGUUGGUUACCUUUACCAGAAGAUUUAGAUAAGCCACAGCUCGGUUUAAUUAAUCCGCAAAAUAGAGAGGAUAAUGAGUGUUUUAAAUGGUGUAUAAGUGCAUAUCACACAAGAGAGGAAGCCAUAAAAGCUAAUAGAAAGCCACCACAUCUUAAUGAAAUUCGAAGACUUAGACGAAAUGCAAAUAUAGCCAAUUUUGAAGGUAUAAAUUUUCCAGCAACACUACAUGAUGUUGAUAAAUUCGAGGAAAAUAACCCAAACUAUGCUAUAAAUAUAUUUAGGCCAGUGUAUAAAGAAGUGUUCGGAAAAAUAAAAGUAGAUAUAGACCCAUUACAUAUCUCUGAAAGAAAUUAUCAAGUCGAACAUAUGAUAGAUUUAUUAUAUUUAACAGAAGGUGAAGAGAAUUUAAAUGAUCGAAAAAAUACAAAUGAUAUACCAGAGGGAUUAAAAACGCAUUAUGUAUUUAUAACUGACUUUACACGAUUAAUGCAUAAAUGGAAUAACCAUAAUGGAAAGAAAUACUUUUGCCGAAAAUGCUUACGAUUUCCUUAUAGUCGACUAGAUUUAUUAGAAAAGCAUAUCCCAACAUGUCCAGGACCAAGUAAAGCACCACAACGAUUAAUCCUUCCUGAAGAUGAAGCAGAAGAAAUCGAAGAGGAGAAAAAAGACAAUGAAGGAAAUACUAUAAAAAUAGCGGAACAAAAAGCAGUUUCAUAUGGAUAUACUAUUCAUUGUUCAGAUGGGACAACACAAAAGCCAGUAAUUAAUCGAGAAUCGGAAAAUAUAAUAAAAGAUUUAAUAGAAAACCUUCAAGAAGAUCUAGAUGUUAUUUUAGAUAAGCUUCGUAUUCCAAUUCCAUGUGAAAAAAUGACGCCUGAAUUAUGGCGGAAAUAUCAAAUGGCAAAUAAGUGUUGGAACUGUGAAGGUAAAUUACAUGAAGCUGGAUAUAAUAAAAUUCGUGUAUUCGAUCCUGAAACUAAAAAAUACUUGGGUGCUUCACAUAGGAAAUGUCACGGAAAAAAGCCAAUGAUUCAAGAUGAAGGAAAAAAUAGGGUACUAGAUCAUGACCAUAUCACAGGAAAAUUUCGAGGAGCAUCACAUAAUGAAUGCAAUCUGAAAUUACGAAUCGAUCCAGAAACAAUAAAAAUUCCGGUAUUAAUUUGUAAUGGAAGUGGUUAUGAUUUUCAUCAUCUAAUGCAAGAAAUAGCAAAAGUGACGGAUAAAAAAAUAGUCCCUAUAGCAAAUAAUUCUGAGCAAUACAUUACCUUUUCAGUUGGCCAGCUUCAAUUCAUUGAUAGUUUAAAAUUUUCAUUACCAGGCUUAACCAAAAUGGCAGAAAAUUUACGUGAUGAAAAGAAAGGUCAAACUAAAACACCGGAACAACUAGCAAAAUGUUUUCCUAUUAUGUCAAAAUUCAUCUCACCUAAUUUGUUAUCAUUGCUUACGCGUAAAGGAAUUUUUCCAUAUCAAUGGUUAAAUAAUAAAACAAAAUUUAAUGAGACACAGCUCCCACCACGUAAAGAUUUUAAUAGUAAUUUAGAUGGGUUUAAUUACUGUGAUCAUAACUGUAGAAUAGAAAAAUGUGAGCAUGGAGAGAAGAUAGGGAAAUGCAAACAUAAAUGUCAGAAAUGUAAGCAUAAAAAAAACCAGGAUUAUGAUUUCGCACAAACAGUUUGGCAAGAAACAGAAUGCAAGACUUUUGGAGAUUAUCACGAUAUCUAUCUUAAAACUGAUGUAUUGAUUUUAGCAGACGCAUUCGAGGCAUUCCGUAAAGCCUCAUAUUCAGCAUUCAAGCUCGACCCAGCAAAUUAUUUAACCGCACCAGGUCUAGCAUGGGACGCAUGUAUGAAAGUAACUAAAGUUAAGCUAGAAUUAUUUAAUGAGCAUCAAGGGGAUAUGCACGAUUUCUUUACAGCCAUGAAAAGAGGUGGAAUGUCUUUGGCUAGACGACGUAUAGCUAGGGCUAAUAUUCCAGAAUUAGAAGGGUAUGACGGAAAAAAAGCAAAAAAAUGGUUGCUCUACUUAGACGCCAAUAAUCUAUAUGGUUGGGCAAUGAGUCAAUAUUUACCAACCGGAGGAUUUAAAUGGCUAUCAACAAAACCUCUCGAUGCUAGUUCUCCAUUAGUGCAGAAAAUUUUAUCAUUAAAAGAAAAUUCGAAUCGAGGAUGUUGCUUAGAGGUAAAGUUAUCGAUUCCUAAAGAAUUACAUCCUAAAUUUCGUGAUUAUCCAAUGUGUCCAGAACGAAAGAAGGUACCAUAUGAUUGGUAUGGAUCAAAGCAAAAAGAAUGGAUAGGAAAACAACAUCCCGAUACAGAAAAACUUAUACUAACUCUACAUGAUAAAGACCAUUACGUUAUUCAUUAUAGAAAUCUACAGCAGUGUAUAAGAGAGGGAUAUGUUCUAGAAAAAGUAUACAGAGUUUUAGGUUUCGAACAAUCUCCUUGGAUGGAACCCUAUAUAGCAAUGAAUACCCAGCGACGAGCAAAAGCAAAAAAUGCAUUCGAAAAAGAUUUCUGGAAGUUAAUGAAUAACUCUGUAUUCGGGAAAACUAUGGAAGAUGUAAGAAAACGAGUAAAUAUUGAUUUAGUACGACAGGUAGGAGAAGAGCGACGAUUACGCAGACUAAUUUCAGAUCCUGCAUUUGUUAGUCGUAAAAUAUUCUACGGAGCUAAUCUAGUAGCUGUACAUCGAAGACAGACUAAUGUAAAGUUAAAUAAACCUGAAUAUGUAGGAGCAUGUAUUCUCGAUCUUUCUAAAUAUUAUAUGUAUGAUUUCUGGUACGGAUAUCUUAAAAAGAAAUAUGGAGAUCGGGUGAAACUUUUAUAUACCGAUACUGAUUCGUUAAUUAUAGAAAUUGAGACGGAAAAUAUAUAUCAAGACAUGAUCGAUGAUUGUGAUUUAUUCGAUUUUAGCGAUUACCCUGAAGACCAUUGGGUAGUAAAGAAUCUUCCAGAAGAUCAAUGGAUAAUUAAUGAAGAAGGUAAGCGCGUAUUAAAAAAUACUAAAGUUAUAGGUAAGUGGAAGGAUGAAAAUGGAGGAGAUAGAGCUAUCGGCUAUGCAGGAGUUCGUGCAAAAUGCUAUAGUGUUGUGUGUGAGAAUUCACGAAAAAAUAUGAUCAAGGCUAAAGGUCUUAAAAAGUCUCUCAUCAAGAAAGAGCUUUCACAUAAAAUAUUCGAGGACUGUGUUUUAGAAGGAAAAGAGGAUCAACCACGAACCGCUCAAUUCCUCCGAAGUUACAGACAUCGAAUGUAUAGGAUAACGCAAACGAAGAGAAGUGUUAACCCACUAGACACAAAAUUGUGGAUAGCUCAAGAUAAUGUAACGACAUAUUUAUAUGGGGAUUGUGAAAUUCCGGAAGAAUAA
Messenger RNA from Paraglomus occultum, 4125 nucleotides. The record is from the annotation of a GenBank genome assembly. NCBI's taxonomy places the organism in Eukaryota, Fungi, Glomeromycota, Glomeromycetes, Paraglomerales, Paraglomeraceae.